This is a messenger RNA of Sphenostylis stenocarpa, 3075 nucleotides long. The record is from the annotation of a GenBank genome assembly. NCBI's taxonomy places the organism in Eukaryota, Viridiplantae, Streptophyta, Magnoliopsida, Fabales, Fabaceae.
AUGAAGGACGUGGUGAUCAUGAAUGUGGUCUUCGUUGAAACUAUUGCAAGAAUUAGAGACAUAUUGAAACGGAUUGUUGAACCAAAGCUAUGGAACAGUCUUGCAUCCACAAAGAAAGCUAAGGCUCUUUACAGCCAUGCCUCCCUUGGUAAAAGUCAUUACUCAUUAGUGUAUUGGCAAGAGACUCUCAAGGGACAAGUUGCAGGAAUUUUAACCACACAUAGAGUACUUAUUGUUUCGGCAGAACUUGACAUACUUGCCGGCAAUUCGACAAAUUUUGACAAUGGGCUUCCUUCAAUAUCCUUAGACUUAACUGAUGCCUACUUUAGAUCACUCUUAUGGAUUGGACCUGCCCUUCUUUUUUCUACUGCCACCGCAAUUAGUAUACUCGGAUGGGAUGGGAAAGUGAGGACUAUCUUGUCAACUAGUAUGCCUUAUGCAGUCUUGCUUGGUGCUUUGAAUGAUCGAUUGUUGCUUGCUAGCCCUACAGAAAUAAAUCCCAAACAGAUGAGGGGGAUUGAGGUCAAAAGCUGCCUUGUUGGUCUUCUUGAGCCUCUUCUUAUUGGAUUUGCCACUAUGCAACAAAGUUUUGAGCAGAAGCUUGACCUAUCAGAAAUACUGUUUGACAGCUUGCGCAUAACACCUAGAUCUCUGGACAUCCUCUCUAGAGGUUCUCCAGUUUGUGGAGAUUUAGCAGUGUCGUUAUCUCAAUCAGGUCCACAGUUCACCCAAGUGAUGCGGGGUGUCUAUGCUGUGAAAGCUCUUCGUUUUUCCACUGCUUUGUCUGUUCUAAAGGACGAAUUUCUGCGUUCAAGAGACUAUCCACAAUGUCCUCCUACAUCUCAUUUAUUUCACAGGUUCAGGCAGUUGGGUUAUUCCUGUAUCAGGUUGAUAAGACUUGUAAUAGAACCAUGGGGUUGGGGUGUCUGGAGCUCCUCCCGCCGGAUUGAUCCAUUUUCAAGAACAAUUCCAUGUCCGAACCAGGGAUCAAUCCCCAGACCUUGGUUUGGUCAGUUUGAUAGAGCUAAAGAAACCUUUGAGGUUACUGCAGAUUACGAAAGCAUGCUUGAUCUAUUUAUAUGCCACCUUAAUCCUAGUGCCAUGAGGCGUCUUGCUCAGAAGUUAGAAGAAGAAGCUCUUGACUCAGAAUUGAGGCGACAUUGUGAAAGGGUUUUACGGAUUCGCUCUAGUGGAUGGACUCAAGGCAUAUUUGCCAACUUUGCUGCAGAAAGUAUGGUUCCUAAAGGACCUGAAUGGGGUGGUGGAAACUGGGAAAUCAAAACCCCUACUAAUGCAAAGGAUAUACCUCAGUGGGAGCUUGCUGCAGAGGUGACUCCAUAUAUGAAGACUGAUGAUGGUGCAAUUCCAUCCAUUAUUGUAGAUCAAAUAGGUGUGUAUUUAGGCUCAAUUAAAGGAAAAGGUAAUGUUGUUGAGUUAAGGGAAGAUAGCUUAGUUAAAGCAUUCAUCCCUCCAAGUAACGAUUUUAAAGCAAAUGGUCUUGAAGUAUCUUCACGAAAACCCAUAUCUAAUCAAGCGGUUGGUAAUUCAAAAGGCGCUUCAUUAAUGGGUCUGCAAAGUAUUAACAAACAGAAUGUCAGUUCCUCUACUGAUGAACAGACUAAAGCAGCAGAAGAAUUUAAGAAAUCCAUGUAUGGAGCUGCUGCUGGUGAUAGCAGCAGUGAUGAGGAAGGAGUAUCAAAAACCAAAAAAAUACGUGUUAGAAUUCGAGACAAGCCAGUUACCUCUUCUACUGUGGAUGUGAAUAAGAUUAAAGAAGCCACUAGUAAAUUUAAACUAAGUGAAGGGUUAGCUCCGACAAGGAGCAGGUCAUUAACCAGUGGAUCCCAAGAUCUUAGCCAUAUUUUAUUGCAGCCACCUGUAGCUACUGGAGUGGCUGCUCGCACUGUUUCAACUCCAGCUGACCUGUUUGGUACAGAUGCCUUGACUCAACCAGAAUCAAUUUCACAGCCAACUACUGGGGUUGCAAGUGGGGGAACUAAAGUAGGACCUAUUCCAGAAGACUUCUUUCAGAAUACAAUUCCAUCCCUUCAGGUUGCUGCUUCACUGGCUCCUGCUGGGAAUUAUCUCUCUAAAUUUACAGCAGCGGCUGAAAGUGGCAAAGCAACUCAAAACCAGGUUAGUGCUUCCAAAUAUGAUGUUACUCGUCAAGGUGAUGUUUCUCCUCAAGCUGUUCAACAAACUGUGUCUCCUAUUGAGUCCGUAGGACUUCCUGAUGGUGGUGUCCCACCACAAUCUUCAGACCAGGCUGCAGUCAUGCCCUCAUCACAGCUUCAGGCACCAAUUUCUAGCCAACCUCUUGAUCUUAGUAUAUUUGGAGCACCAAAUACUUCUAAUUCUGGAAAGCCUCCACAAACUGGUUCUCCUUCAUCCUCUGUACAACCUGGACAGGUUCCCCGAGAAGCUGCUGCUUCUGUAUGCUUCAAGACUGGACUUGCUCACCUUGAGCUAAAUCAUCUUUCAGAUGCUUUGUCUUGCUUUGACGAAGCUUUUAUUGCAUUAGCUAAGGAACAAUCUCGUGGAAGUGAUAUAAAAGCUCAAGCAACAAUAUGUGCUCAAUACAAGAUAACAGUCACUCUUCUUCAGGAAAUUGUACGUUUGCAAAAAGUUCAUGGUCCAAGUGCAAUUAGCGCAAAAGAUGAGAUGGCUAGACUUUCUCGCCAUCUGGGUUCGUUGCCUCUGCUCGCAAAGCACAGAAUAAAUUGCAUUCGAACUGCCAUAAAACGAAAUAUAGAGGUGCAAAAUUAUGCAUAUUCCAAGCAAAUGUUAGAACUGCUAUUGUCUAAAGCACCACCAAGCAAGCAAGAGGAAUUUAGGAGCCUCAUUGACUUGUGUGUUCAGAGGGGUUUGACUAACAAGUCCAUCUAUCCAUUUGAAGAUCCAUCACAGUUCUGUGCUGCCACAUUAAGCAGGCUGUCGACAAUUGGAUAUGAUGUCUGUGAUCUCUGUGGAUCUAAAUUUUCAGCUCUGUCUGCAGCUGGAUGCAUCAUCUGUGGAAUGGGCAGCAUCAAGAGAUCAGACGCAGUCGCAGGACCAGUUCCUUCACCUUUUGGUUGA